This is a messenger RNA of Lichtheimia ornata, 642 nucleotides long. RefSeq lists its product as uncharacterized. The record is from RefSeq and is a predicted model, not a curated record. Bases 1 to 642 code for a protein of 213 amino acids. Gene Ontology annotation, biological process: regulation of transcription by RNA polymerase II. The transcript is spliced from 4 exons. Gene Ontology annotation, cellular component: NuA4 histone acetyltransferase complex; nucleus. Lineage: Eukaryota; Fungi; Mucoromycota; Mucoromycetes; Mucorales; Lichtheimiaceae.
AUGGCCGAUGUGAAGAAUGAAGACAACUCCAGUAUCGCAAGUGGCGAUCUCUCCGAUCAGCAAUUUGACAAGUCAAAGGAUUGGAAUGUGGGCCUUGAAUUGGACUUCCUCAACGCUGUAGCACGAUGCAAACCAGUGGGCAUCCACAAGCAUUUUCGUCUUAUCAGUAUCCAACGACAAUUCAAUCAAAAAAGCCAUACACCCUAUUCCAUACAAGACAUUCGUGAUCGAUUAGGUGCAUACUAUGAUAUGGAUGCAUUGGAGGAGCUUGAACAAGAGGAGGAAGAAGAAGAGGAUGUUGAAGGAGAAGCUGAUGAAGAAAACGACCUGCAUGAAUUCACUCUACCGCUCGAUGAGUAUGAGCAGUUAAUAUCAGAACAUCGGCAAGAGGAAGAAGCUGAAUUAAGUGCACCAUCACCAUCCCCUCCUCCACCAUCCAAAAAGAGUCGUACACAUAAGCGAGAUGCAUCACCAAUGUCAUCAGCCAGUGCCACGCCAACACCAGAACCUGAAGAAGGAAAAUCUUCAAGACGCUCGACUCGUAAAAAGACUGACACACGCAAACGCACAUCUGGAACAAGCAAAGGCACCUCCUCAACAGGCACUGGUACAGCAAGUGGCAGCCGAAGAAAACGCCGGUGA